Molecule: messenger RNA, 514 nt
Organism: Gloeophyllum trabeum ATCC 11539
Lineage: Eukaryota; Fungi; Basidiomycota; Agaricomycetes; Gloeophyllales; Gloeophyllaceae
Exons: 4
Coding region: 94-486 (130 amino acids)
Source: RefSeq, a predicted model, not a curated record
AGGUGCUCUCUCAUCUAUCUCCACCCUCGGCUCAUUUAAAUUUGCCCUACCCUCGUCCUUCCUUUCAUCCUAUCCCUUCGGCAACCCGUCGCCAUGUUUUCAAAGUUCUACUUAGCAAUCCUUCUCCUCAUCGGCGCCGUCUUAUCCACUGCCCUACCCACGCCAGAGGCUGCUCCGGCUGCUGCAAUUGAUGUGAAGCGCGGCGGUAGUGACUGGAAACGCGAGCCUGAGCCUGGCAGCGACUGGAAACGCGGGUCGGACUGGAAGCGCGAGCCUGAGCCUGGCACUGAUUGGAGACGCGAGCCUCAGCGUGGCUCUGACUGGAAGCGCGGAUCCGACUGGAAGCGCGAGCCUGAGCCUGGCAGCGACUGGAAGCGGGGAGGAUCCGACUGGAAGCGCGGAUCUGACUGGAAGCGGGAGGCUGAGCCUGGCAGCGACUGGAAGAGAGGGUCCGACUGGAAGCGUGAGCCCGGUAGUGACUGGUAGUGUGUUAACGAUGGACUGCGAUGCCUUU